This is a messenger RNA of Sporothrix brasiliensis 5110, 1971 nucleotides long. RefSeq lists its product as uncharacterized. The record is from RefSeq and is a predicted model, not a curated record. Gene Ontology annotation, biological process: clathrin-dependent endocytosis; clathrin coat assembly; vesicle budding from membrane. The coding region runs from base 1 to 1971 and encodes 656 amino acids. Gene Ontology annotation, molecular function: SNARE binding; phosphatidylinositol-4,5-bisphosphate binding; 1-phosphatidylinositol binding. Gene Ontology annotation, cellular component: clathrin-coated pit; clathrin-coated vesicle. Lineage: Eukaryota; Fungi; Ascomycota; Sordariomycetes; Ophiostomatales; Ophiostomataceae. The transcript has 5 exons.
AUGGCGAGCUCCUUUGAGAAGUCCGUCAAGGGCGCGACCAAGGUCAAGCUUGCGCCGCCGAAAACAAAGUACAUCGAGCACAUCCUCAUCGCCACACAUGCAGACGAAGCCGGCGUCGGCGAGGUCUUCCGCGCCCUGCAGUACCGCCUCCACGACUCCACAUGGACGACCGUUUUCAAGAGUUUGAUUACCGUCCACCUCAUGAUCCGCGAGGGCGCCCACGACGCCACGCUUUCCUAUCUCGCCAAGCACCGGAAUAUUUUGGCCCCAAUUUCGAUUAAUGAUGCACAGACACAAGGCCGGAACAUCAGGCACUACGCAACCUACCUGAACGAACGAGCACGAGCGUACCGAGACACAAAUUGUGACUGGGUGCGAGUUAAAGAGACACGCCUGGAGAAGCUCACGGUGGACAAGGGCUUGUUGCGUGAGACCGAGGCUGUGCAGAACCAGCUCACGGCCCUUUUGAAAUGCAGCGAUAUUAUCGACGGCGACCAGCUAAACGAGAUCACCAUCUUUGUCUUCCGCCUUUUGGUCCGGGACCUGUUGGCCCUGUUCCAGGUUCUCAACCAGGCCAUGAUCAAUAUCUUGGGCCACUUCUUUGAGAUGUCCAAGGUCGACGCCGACCGGGCAAUGCAGGUGUACCAAACCUUUACGCGGCAAACCGACCACGUUGUGCAGUUCCUCAGCAUCGCCCGCCAACAUGAGCACCAGACCCGGGUUGAGGUGCCCAAGCUCAAGCAUGCGCCCGUCAACCUGGGCCGCCAGCUAGAGGAGUACCUCAGCGACCCCGACUUUGAGGUCCACCGCAGACAGUACCUAGCCGAGCUCGAUGCGAAGAAGUCCAAGGGCAGCUCAAGCGGCUCAACAUCCAAGCCGCUGGGCGGCGACAAGAGCAGCUCCACAAACCGCAGCAACACAACAGCGGCCAAGCCGUCGUCCUCAACAGCAACGAAGUCGGCGGAGACCACAAACGGUUCCAGUAACAACAAUCUCAUCGACUUUUUCGAUACCCUUGAGCAGCAAGUCCCAGCGCAAGCACAGCCUGCACCACAGCAACAACAGCCGCAGCAAACGGUGCAAACCGGCAUGACGCCAUGGGGCCACGUGGCGAACAAUGGCGUCUUCCCUGACCAGCAACAGCAGCACGUCGGCAUGUUCCAGCAGCAACCAAACGGCUUCGGUGCACAGCCGACUGGCUUCCAGUCUACCAACCCGUUCCAAAUGCAGUCUACUGGUGCAGCUUUCAACCUGCCGCAACAGCAGGCCCCGCAGCAAAUGCAGCCUGCUUUCACAGGCAUGGGUUUCGGUGGGUUUACGCCACAGCAACAGCAGCAACCACAGCAGCAGGGUUUCCAGCCUACGGCUCUCGGAUCGAUUCCACAGAACUCAACGGCGUCAUUCCAGCAGCAGCAACAGCCAGCAACCCCUUCGACCCUGGAAUCACAGCACGUCGGCAGGGUGGCCGGCCAGCAAGCCACGAACCCGUUCAGACAAUCCAUGAUGCCCACGGGUGGUGUACAAAACAUGGGCUCCGCCUUCAGCAACGGCAGCACCCCGAGCCCACUUGUCGCCCAACAAACAUCGACGAACCCCUUCGCCCGCAACUCGCCACAAACGGCACUGCCGUUCGGAACGCCAAACUCAGCUACCGGGACCGGCUCUCCAGCCGCGCUGGUACCGAUGAAGACGGGCACAAACCCGUUCGCCAAAGACUAUGGCUUGCCUCAGCAGGAACAGCACCUGCGGCCACACACAGCAGGCGGUGUCAGCAACAAUACACCUUCGAUGGGCGCUGCCCCGCUCAUGCCACAGCAGACAGGCAGCACAAACCCCUUCCGGCAGUCUACCUUUAUCAACCAGAACACAGGCAUGGGCUGGCAGCACAACCAGAACACAGGUGGCCUGCUAGUCCAGCUCGAGACGGUGCCUGUCUUCCCACGCCCAGGACAGCAGAACCAAUGGCAAUAG